Molecule: messenger RNA, 1196 nt
Organism: Tripterygium wilfordii
Lineage: Eukaryota; Viridiplantae; Streptophyta; Magnoliopsida; Celastrales; Celastraceae
Exons: 1
Coding region: 39-1001 (320 amino acids)
Source: RefSeq, a predicted model, not a curated record
CGACCAGUGUACUGCGUACCCAACGCUUACCCACCAAAAUGGCCUCUAUGAUCUCACGUAGGUUCUCUUCUAAUUUCUCCAAACUAUCUCCUUUUUAUUCAUUUUCUUUGUCAAAGCGCCAAAGCCCUGAUCUCAAUCUGUUCGAUUUCACUGCUUCGUCUCAUCAAGCGGCCGUUUUUGAGGAUGUAUCUCGCCCAAAAUCCACAUAUUUCAAUCUCUGUUCAAGUAGGCUGUACUCUACUUCUGUUGCCAAGUCCACAAAUGGUGAAUCGAAUUGGUUAUUCGGUAAACACCCUAGAGUGGUUUCACUGAAUAGUCAUCAUUCCUCGAUUGGGAUACCCCACUAUUCUACCAAAAACAUUGAUUUGAAGCCCUCAUGCUUCAAUUACAGUUAUGUCAAAUCAUAUUCUGGUUUUGGGGCUAAGUUAAGCAAUCCUUGCAUAGAUUGGAUAACAAUUGAGAAACCCAGAUUUUUUUCUACAUCUGGUUCAUCAUCAGACACUGAUGCAACCCAAAACCCCAAACCCCAAAACCCAAGUGAAUACCCUGGCCAAAAUCCCAAUUUCAAGCACCAGGAGAUUGAGGGACCUACAGUGGAGCGUGAUUUGUCGGCUUUGGCGAAUGAGACCCGAGAGGUGUUGGAAGGAAUGAUGAAGACCAUUUAUGGGCUAAGCAGGGUCAUGGGUCUUCUGGGUCUGGCUCACUUGGGGCUUGGAGCUUGGAUAUCUUACAUCACUCGAUCGUCUCCAAUCCUAGAGGUCUCAAUUCAGAGCUUUCUGGCAUUUGGGUUUCCCUUCACUUUGGCGUUUAUGCUGCGCCAAUCGCUGAAAUCGAUGUAUUUCUUUAAGAAGAUGGAGGAGCAAGGUAGGUUGCAGAUUCUGACACUGACUCUCCAGGUUUCUAAGAAUUUGAAUGUCGUCUUUGUUCGAGUUCGCGGGGCUUCUUUCUUGUGUAUUGCAGGCAUGUCCUUUGGAUUGCUGUUCACUUUGUUUUCGAGAUGAGUGUUUGUGUGAAAUGUUUUUGGAGCUUCUUGUAUGAAGUUACAAAUUAUGAAUUAAAUUUUUUAGUGGGAUAAAUCACAUUGAACAAACAAAUGCGACAUUUUGUUGAGUGUUGUUUAGCUGAAUAAUUUAUCUACUGCAAACUGUAUGAAUAAAGUUCGGACAUGGGAAUGUUCAAUGCUUCACCUUAAGACA